Messenger RNA from Medioppia subpectinata, 330 nucleotides. The record is from the annotation of a GenBank genome assembly. NCBI's taxonomy places the organism in Eukaryota, Metazoa, Arthropoda, Arachnida, Sarcoptiformes, Oppiidae.
GAGAGUAAUGAUAAAAAUGAUAUUGAAAGCCAAUCAUAUAUCAAUAUUGAUAGCAUGGACAGUUUACGUGAAACUAUCAGGGUGAUGUUUUACUUUCGCGGAUCAUGGUUAAUAACACUGUUAUUAUUAGCGUAUAAUCACGACUUUAAUUGCGCUCAUUGUGUGCAUUGGGUUUGGUAUACGACUAUUGUCUACGCGAUUAUACUGUCCAUCAUUAUGACAGCCGAUGCCAUCACUCUCUAUGUAUUGUCGUCCUAUGGCUUAGCCGACAGAGUAUUACUUGUCGUCAAACUAUUGCUUUGCUUCAGAGGCCGUAUCACAUCCAUGGAC